CCGGUUGUCGCUUCAACCGAGUGUGUGGAAAGAGACGCUUUGGAAAAAUUGCUUUGUUGUUCUUUUUCUUUUAGGAUGAAACUUGUGUAACAUGAGUCUAGAUCUAGAUCCAACUUUGUAGAAUCCCCAACCACGUGAGAUCAUCUCAGGCAGUCCGAGCCUGACUAGCAUAGAGAGAAGCCAACAUGGCAGCAUUGUUACCAGGACUUGUUUCUCUGGCCAUCUUUCUACUUGUUGAUUCCAGGCCUCAGGAUUUGAGUUCAAAUCCAACCAAAACAGAAAAUGAGUUGUGGUGGAAACCUACAUCAGACAAGGACAAGUGGAGGGCUUUUGAACCCAUACCUGAAGUCAGCACCACAAAAUGGUGGGAGCAAAAGUUGGAUGAUAAUUUAUGGGACCCAAAGGCUGCUGACUCCAAAGAAGACAGCAGUGAGGAAUCAGAAGGUGAGGAUGAUUCUGUAGUCACUAACAUAGUUACCAGCACCACUACUCAGGCCCCAGUCACUGAGACCAGCACUGAGAAAACAACCAGUGCCACCACGCGUGCUGCAGACUUCUCUGGGGGCCUCUACAGGCACGAUGAGAUGAACGCUUUUGUGGAGACGGAUAACAGGAUUUACUACAGUCCUGAUGACGCGUUGGAUACACGGAUAGACGACAGCUCGGAGGAAACUCUGGAGAGUAAGAGCACGGAAGCGAAGCCUGAGAAAGUUAAAGGGACUGAGCAGGGGAAGGAUGGGCCGGAGGUUAAAGCUGAUGAGCAGGUACAGAAACAGGAACCUGAUCUGGUGAAGGAUGUUCAGGAGGCUAAGUCAGAGGAGGAGAAGCCACAAGGUGACAUGCCUCAGGAGGAGAAGCCUAAGGAGGAUAAUUCACAGGUGGUCAAGCCACAGGAGGUCAAGCCUCAGGAGGUCAAAGUUCAGGAGGUCAAGCCUCAGGAAACAAAACCAGAAGAGGUCAAGUUACCUGAGGACCAGCCACAGGACUCAGCUGAGAAUGUGGCCAUGGUGAAGGAGGUGGGGAGCAUCAAGCUAACAGAACCGGCCAGCACCUCCUCCACCCCCGGCUUGACCAGCACCCCCAAGGCCGAGCCCCCCGUCACACACAAACUGGACUCCAUCUACGGCAAGGGGGAGAGCAUCGCCAACCCGUCCAUCAUCACCACCCCAGGUAAGGUUGACACAGCCUCAAGCACUCAGGCCACGCCGGACAGCACAGAGAAGAAGGUGGACUUUGUCGACUGGCCAGACUGGAACAGCACUGUGUUUGAAAAUUACGAUGAAGACGAUGAGAAUGAUGAGAAGAGUGCGGAGGUGGAGAAAAAGGAGGAGAAAAAAAUUGAGGUUAAAAUAACAGACGAGGUGAUCGUUGAAGAGAAAGUAAAACCUGUUGAUGUAAAUAUUGAUGAUAUUGAUGAUGAUGGCGAUGAUGAUGAUGACGAAGAAGAUGAAUACUAUUCCGAUGUAGGUGAUGAGUGGGAUGAUGAUUUGGAUGAUAAGAUAACUAAAAAUGAAGAGAACUAUGAGGUCGUCGAGUCUCAGGAUGGAGCCAUCACCAUUUCACCUCUGAAGAACACAGUCUCACCAGUAAAGAACACCGCCUCACCAAUAAAAAACACCGUCUCACUAUUAAAAACCCCCCUCGCACCAGUGAAGAAAACAAAGGUCAAGUCCAAGUCCAAAGAAAAUAAGAAAAAACAAGUGACCCCACUGACCAUGCAGGCCGACGACCCCAGCAACCACAUUGACAACUCCCACUACAGCAAGGGUGUCAUCUACGACUCCAGCGCGCCAGCACACAAGCCAUCGGUCAAGAAAGACUUGACCAACCCAGCUGACAACAAGGCCAAGUUCAUGGACACUGAGGAGGUCAAGGUGACCAAGCCGGCCGAGGUGGUCAAAAAACAGGCGGACGUCCAAAUCUCUAAGAAAGAGGUGACCCACUACGAACCCAGCCAGCUGAACACAGAGUCUGAUGUGUCGACCAGCCCCAACCCACCCCCUCCAGGGUCCUCGUCUUCAUGGGACAGCACCACCACCACCCCUGGGCCUAGCAUGCAAGAUUCCACCAGCACUAAGGCUGUCGAAGAUGAUGGAUAUAUCGUGUCAUUGCCAAUAGAGUUGUGUAAAGUUGACUUUGAGUGCCGUGCUGGCCGUAUCUGUGUGAGUGGCAUGUGCAAGUGUGUACCCCAGGAAGCCUGCGCUGGUCACCACAGGCCAAUCUGUGGCUCUGACGGCGUCCAGUACCCAUCCCACUGCCAGCUGCACCGGACUGCCUGCAUCAACAGAGUCCACAUCAGGGUGGACAGGCUAGGCAGGUGCUUCAAGAAGAACAUCCAAGAGAAAGAGAAAAUGUGGCUGGCUGAACAAGAGAAAGAAAAAGUCAACAUCCCCUCCAAAGAGAUUUAUCAAUUUCCCCAGGACAUUCAAAAGGCUGGUGAAGUGACCCAGGAUGUGAAGAAAUCCCAGCCCCCAAACAACCAAGCCCCUGCUUUGAAGAAAGCCCAGCCUGCAGUGAUCCAAGCCCCUGUCGUGAAUAAAACAGAGAGCGCCCCAGCCCCCAAGGUGAACUGCACCUGGGAGGAGAUGAGUGCAUUCAAAGAGCAGCUGCUCCUGUACUACUGCCAGAAGUUUGUUGAGCCCAACUGUAAGCUGGAGGUCAAGACAGAUCGUGAGUACCUGUCCAUGUUGAUGUUCAGCUACUAUGACCAGAACUUCGACUACUUCCUCACUGCCAAUGAGUUGGAUGACAAGGAGAGGGAGGAGCAUUUCUCCAGCAAGAUAAUCAAAGCCUGCCACCUGCAUGACUUCAUCGGCUACGCGGACACAUCAGAUGCUGAUGGGAAGAUUACAGUCUCAGAGUUCACUCAUGCUUUUGAACUGCCAGCAGCAACAAGCAGCCCUAAGGAGGAGGUAGAAGUGAUCUCCACCCUGGCAUCAGCAGGAAAUGGUCUGGAGCUCAAGUGUGGCAUUGCUGCAGAAAACAUUGUGUGGAAGAGACAUGGCGCCCAGUUGGCUGAUGAUAAACACAGUCACCAGCUCAUGAUAUUUGAUGACGGAGCUUUGUUCUUCAGUAAAGUUGGCCUGCACCAUGUUGGAAAUUACACCUGUGUUGAUGCUGAAAAUGAAACUAAAAUGCAACUUCAUCGCCUGCGAGUACAAACCCUGCCUGUUGUGACAGUGAACCCAGUAACACAGACCCAUCAAAGUGGCUCAGAUGUGGAACUCAAAUGCCAUGCUGAUGGUGUACCAAGGCCCAACAUCUCAUGGAAGCUUGGAGGAGAGUCCAUCGACACGUCUUCUCAUGUCACACACUACUCUGGAGGUGGCCACAUAGUGAUCCACAAUGCUCAGUUUGAUUCUGAUGCUGGGACUUACACAUGCAGCGCUCACAACCAGGCCGGGACUACAGAGAAGUCCGUCUCAGUGUCUAUACUGCCUCCAUUGUCCCCAUCAUCCAAAGAUACAAGAAAAGAAACAGGAACAUUCUUAAUGUUCAACGCCAACGGUAUCUACGCCUACGACCCCCUCCACUGUCUUCUCCGCCACCACAUCCCAACAGACUUUGGUAAUUUUAAAUUCAUCCCUGAUGCCCUGGACGCUCCAAUGACACUAUGUGUGGGUGGCAAGGACUGUCAGUGGGGCGGGGCUGUCCAGGUGGGCACCAAGUUUAUCUACGUCAGUCAGCCAGAUCAGAACAGAGUUGUCAUCAUAGAUGCUGAUAACGCAUGGAACCCUCUCCAGGUGGUAGAGACAGACAAAAAGCCAGAGAAACUGUGGUAUGUGAAGCACCUGGACCAGGUGUGGGUGCUGUGUGCUAACCAGGAGGACACAGAAGGUGGCAAGACAAUUGUGGUGAUCAGGGACGCUUCACAGCAGAUCCAACACAGAGCUGUACACACUAGACCUGUGGGCAAUCAUUUUGAUACAGUUCAGGAUUUGUUUAUUCCUCAAGUCAAUGACCUGGAGCAUGAGUUUGACUUUGGUUACGUGACCCACGCUGCAUUGAAUGGGUUGUUCAAGUUGAGCCUGGAGGACAUGAGCUACACCAAAGCCAUUGAUCUCACUGCUUAUGCCUGUGUACCCAAAAAUAUAGACUUUGUAUCCAUUGGUGGUCACAUUGUGAUCCAGUGCGUCUCUGACCACCACACUGUCCAGCUGAUCAUGGACUGCCUCACUGACACAAUCAUAUCAACAGCCUCUGUUUCUGGACAGCCAAUGACCUCACCAGACUCAAGGCACCUGGUCACUGUGGACAACUUGACUGGCAAGGUCACGGUCACAUCCAUCUCAGAAGAAGGUGUCCUAGAAACUACCUAUGAGGUGACAGUCAGUGCUAGCAUUAGUGAUGUAGCCUUCAUCCCAGCCAAUUCACACCAAGGCUAUGACUUGGCCUUGACCUCUGCAGAUGAUGAUGAUGUUAUUUUGAUGAAUCUAGUCACAGGAAAAGUUGAAAAAAUUGCAGGCUCACACUCAACUGAAUCCUCCAAGAAAAGAAACUCCACAGAUAUCAAGCGUACAAUCGCCCCAGCCAACACCAUGAACAGCUACCUGAUGACACCUUCCAGGACAUCCCUGGCCAUUCUGGACGUGAAAUACAAGCAGGUGCAGUGUGAAUUUGCAGACUUAGCAGGAAGCUCCGUCAUGCUGUACGUGGCCAGCUCAAAGACCAGCUAACUGGUCAACCAGGAACUGACUUCUUCAUACCAUCGUCAGACUGAAAGUGCCUGAGUGAGAUAUAACAGUUAGCAUACAGCGUGUGGGCUACUUACCUAGGUCUCAUUGAUUGUAGUCGGAAAAUAAAAUUCACUUUUUUUUUUAAUUAGUACCCGGUAGUAAUUAAUUUCAACUGUAUUAUGCGUAAUUUUAAUCCCGGACCAUAUAGCAAAGUCUGACAUGUUUGUUCUCAAGCAAGUGAACAAAGCCAAUUAAGAUAUUACCUGAUGGUUCAUUUUGCUACUGAAAAACUCCAUGCUAAACUUGACAUCCACCAACAUUACCAUAGUGUCUGAAUGCUUUAAACAAAGGUGUGUGCGAGGGAUGCGAGUGUGGGGAGUGGCUACUUAGUUUCUGCAUGCUGCUUAAAUGCUGUUUGAGUUUAAGUGAAUGCUCAACCAUCUCAUUGUGUGGCAUUCAAUCCUUGUUAUGUGUAGCCUUGUCUGAUUAUCUUUCCUACUGUCUUAGUCAUGUGCUCUUUCUAAUGACACAUCUUUUUUUUUUUAACUCAUCUCAAUCAUCACACAGGGGUUUGAAUACACUACAGUUGUGUGCAUAGAAACUCCUGCAAAAAAAAAAAUUGUGGUGGUAUCUUUCAAAUAAAUAUGUACAUAGAGCAACUUGUUACACUAUAAAUGUCUGCCUAAUCUUAUGUGGCUGGUAUGUUUUUUUUUCUUUCUGGUUAUUCUUUGUGAUAUUACAACUUGAAGCAACUCCCGUUUAGAGUUAGUCUUGUCCAGCUUUAGGUGGUUAUAUUUUUUUCUUUCAGGCAUUGGUUUCUCAACUGUGCCUUUCUAUUCCAACCCACACAGGCUCCUGCUGUUUACAUCAACUUGAAUCUCUGUCCCAGCUUUACAUGUGCUCCGUCUAAAGCUAAAAAUUCACGAACAAAUUAAUUUUUUUUUCUGUGGUAAUAUUCGUUAUCUUAAUUAUUGUACUGGAUCACGCUAUUUAACUCUAACAUAACAGAAUUAAACUGUUGGUAGUAUGGCACUGCCUAAGGUUUGUUCGACAAAGAAAUGUGUAGAUGGAAUACUGAGGCAUAUAUUUACUAAUGUAACAGCUGAAGGAUAUGGUUGGGGCUAGGGUGCUGUGAAGGAGGAUUUGCUGUAGUGAUGUUGAAUGUCAUUCAUUUUUUUAGCUCUCUGUGAGGUUAUCAUAUAACUGUGAUAUGUUUGAUGUAGCAUGUGUCUACCCAACCAUCAACUCAAAGAUCACAGUCCACAUGUGUUUUAUUUAUUUUUCUUGUAGCUAUAUUGUGCACCGGUUUAACCCUCAUGAUUUCCAAUGCAUUUAUUUCCAGUCAGCUUAUGUUGUUGCGCUUGCAUAUAUUUUGUUUAUGUUUCAACCUAGUGAACUGUUGUACAAUCACCCUGUGUUAGACUGGAGCUACGCAGGUUUUUUUGUAGAGGUUUUUUUCUUCUGCUUUUUUUACUCCAUGCAUUUUUUGUUCCAUCUGAUAGCUUCAGACCAUAGACUGCAUUUUUUUUUAAAGAAUUUUUUUUUUCAAAGACUGAAGAGUCUACAGCUGGUUGUGUGUAUUCUAACAUUUAAUGAGAGUAAUUAACGAGGACAAAGCUGGUAAGAAAUUAUGAUGCCCUUUGAUACAUUUCAUUUCAGAAAUCUCUCGGCUUUUGUGACAACAUUUCUACCAAUAGCUGUAUAGUUUUUUCAUCACAUAAACAUUCCAAUAGUUUAGGUAAAUGGAUCGACUUCUAUUUUUGAUUAUUGUAAUUUUGUUUGUUUUUUUGCCCAUUGAUGUAUCACUUGAUGUUUAGUCUUUGAUUAUAAACAAAAUUGUUCAAUCCAAAUGGGCUUCAGUGUUCCUAUAUUUUCCAAAUGCAGUUUCGAUAUUAAAAUAAUACACAUUA
Physella acuta is the source of this 6586-nucleotide messenger RNA. Its product is annotated as follistatin-related protein 5. The record is from RefSeq and is a predicted model, not a curated record. Lineage: Eukaryota; Metazoa; Mollusca; Gastropoda; Physidae. Gene Ontology annotation, cellular component: axon; plasma membrane. Gene Ontology annotation, biological process: axon guidance; dendrite self-avoidance; homophilic cell-cell adhesion. Gene Ontology annotation, molecular function: cell-cell adhesion mediator activity.